This is a messenger RNA of Paramuricea clavata, 659 nucleotides long. NCBI's taxonomy places the organism in Eukaryota, Metazoa, Cnidaria, Anthozoa, Malacalcyonacea, Plexauridae. The record is from the annotation of a GenBank genome assembly.
AUGCGCAACACACAAGAGCUGGUUCAAGCAGGAGCAAUCAUGAUUUGUACAGUACAAGUAAAGAAGAAAAAUCUCAUCGUCGCACUGGACAGUUGUUCCAACAUAUCAUUUAUUAAGGUAAGCACUGCAACUAUAAUCGAGGCAAAAACUAUUUCAAAUGAUAACUUCCUAUCUGUAGAAAGUUUGCAAUCUGUAGACUCAGCCACCUGGCCAGUAUUCCAGUUCCAACUUCCAAACCAAAAGAACACCUUGACUUUUCGUGCGGUCGGUACAGAUAAAAUCGCGCGUACGCAAAUUCCAGAUUACAAUUUCAAGAAAAGAUUCAAAACAAUGAAUUUGAACCCAAUUCCGUCGGGACAAGUUGUAGACAUCGAUAUCUUGUUGGGAGCAGGACAAAUGUGGAGAGUAAUAAAAACGGAGAAAGUUGUAAGAGUACAUAGUGAUGCCGUUCUAUUUAACACACUGUGGGGUUGGAUUCCAUGCGGCAGAGUAGGCACAGCUGCACCAACCACUACAACCACCCUAUUGAACUCGUCAGAGAAACUUUCCUUAUUGUUAGAAAGGCUGCUCGAUCUAGACAAGCUGACUACAGAGUCGCAAGGCUCGGACAUGACUAUGGAUGAACAGAAAGCUCUCGACUUGCUGUCGGCAACCCUGUC